Molecule: messenger RNA, 2169 nt
Organism: Labrus mixtus (cuckoo wrasse)
Lineage: Eukaryota; Metazoa; Chordata; Actinopteri; Labriformes; Labridae
Gene: spry1
Product: sprouty homolog 1, antagonist of FGF signaling (Drosophila)
Exons: 2
Coding region: 734-1834 (366 amino acids)
Biological process (GO): negative regulation of fibroblast growth factor receptor signaling pathway; multicellular organism development; negative regulation of MAP kinase activity
Cellular component (GO): cytosol; membrane
Source: RefSeq, a predicted model, not a curated record
UGGAGUUGAAUGGCCAAUGGGAGUUGGCUUGUCGAGCAAACACUGAGCCCUGCGUUCCCAUUCAUUCAGUGCUGAGCAGGCCUGCAGAGCUGAGGAGAGCUGCGACCACACGACGCUUCGUUUUUUUCCUCCUCUCUCUACAGCGAGCGCAGAUUUCACCCCGCAACAGAGAGAGUAACAGCCUGAACUCUCCUUAGAUACACACGAAGAGAAGGGAGAGAGAAGUCUUGGAUUAACGCUCACUCUGUGUUUGAUUUCAUUUCUACGGGACUUCUUUUUUUUUCUUCUUCUUCCCCCUCAACGCUAUUUCUACUCUCUCUAACAAUUCCUGCGGGACUUCUUCUAUGAACUGGGGCUGUCUCGACUGAAGAUCGGCCUCCCCCGAGUACGCAGCAGUUCUCCUUCCUCCACCGGAGCUGCACCGUGGAUUUACUUUGUUUUUUAAAACUGGGACGAAUGCAUGCGUAAAAGCGCGCUGAACCUCCAGAGAACUGACCAAAAAAGAAAAAAAGGGAAUUACGCAAAGGGGAUACACUCGCACUUGGAUUAACAGACAGCGAAUGUUAUGCAUUAGACCUUAAAGUCUACGUUUGGACAUUGCCCCCUUCCUUUUGGAUGGACUUUUUGUAGGCUAUUUGGUUGAUGGAUUCGAUGUUAUGGAUGGUUGCAAAUAGGCAGGUUUUCCGAUGCAUGCCAAGUCCACGGUGAAUGUCGGAAGUGGUGAUCCCCCCAGAUGGAGCUCCAAAGUCAACAUGGCCCCGGCGGUUCAUUAGUGGUGAUCCAGCAGCCUUCCCUAGAGAGCCGACAGAGGUCGGAUUACGAGCGGGAGCUCCAGCAUGCCGCCAUUCUCUCCCUGGACCAGAUCAAGGCCAUCCGCUCCAACAACGAGUACACCGAGGGGCCCUCAGUGGUACGGAGGCCCCCUGCUCCCCGCAUGGCCCCCAGGCCCCACGACAAGCAGGAGAGGACUCACGAGGUCAUCCUCGUCAAUGUGAACAACAAUUAUGAGCACCGGCCGCUGGGGGGGCACCACCACCACGUCGGAGGCGGCGGUGUGGUGGUGGUGGCGGCUGGGGGGCAGCAGUAUGGAGGGUCCCGGGCGCCGGGGCUCAGCCGCUCCACCAGCACAGGAAGCGCCGCCAGCUCAGGGAGCAACAGCAGCGCCUCCUCUGAGCAGGGACUCUUGGCACGCUCGCCCCCCACCCGGCCCGGCAUGAGCUUACAGCACCACCACAGAGCGGAGUGGCCUGUUCGGACUCAACCCAAGCCCAAGGCGCUCUCGCAGCCCCAGCAGGGACCUAACUUCCACCAGCCUCCACUAGAGGCUCCGCUCAAGCCGCAGGGCAAAGGGAAAUCAGACUUUUCUGGCUCCGGCACCGGGCUGGUGGCUGCAGCCGCCGGGCACCAGUUCAUCUGCGAGUGCUGCGGGAAGUGCAAGUGCAGCGACUGCACGGCUCCCCGCAGCCUGCCGUCAUGCCUGGCGUGCAACGGCCAGUGCCUGUGCUCGGCGGAGAGCGCGCUGGAGCACGGCACCUGCAUGUGCCUGGUCAAAGGCAUCUUCUACCACUGCUCCAACGACGACGAGGGGGACUCGUGCGCCGACCAGCCCUGCUCGCUGUCGCGCUCCCACUGCUGCUCUCGCUUUCUGUGCAUGGGAUUAAUGUCGGUACUCUUCCCCUGUCUCCUGUGCUACCCGCCCGUCAAGGGCUGCCUGAAGGCGUGCCAGGGCUGCUACGACCGGGUCAACAGGCCCGGCUGUCGCUGCAAGAACUCCAACACUGUGUACUGCAAACUGGAGAGCUGGGCCACACAGAGCCAGGAGAAACCCUCCUGAUCGGCCCCCCCCCCCUCUGUGUGUGUUUGUGACUGUGUGUGUGUGUGUGUGUGCGCGGGAGACUCUAGAUGUGGAUCUUAUGAUGAUAGUCACAAAUUAAUGUUUAUCAAACAUUCUUAAGCACCUCCCACCCCCGCCCCCCCCCCCCCCCCCCCCCCCCCCCCCCCUCUUCGCUGCAGAACCCUAAGGAGCUAAAAAGGAGUAAUGAAAACCACUCGAUUUAUUUUUUAUUUUUGUUUUCUCUGGAUCAGGACCAUGUUUUUGUUUUUUUUACAGACCAGUGUUUGCCUUAACUGUUUCUAUGUCUGUCCUCAGCUCCUCAUUAACAAUAUUUU